Messenger RNA from Puma concolor (puma), 2574 nucleotides. The record is from RefSeq and is a predicted model, not a curated record. Lineage: Eukaryota; Metazoa; Chordata; Mammalia; Carnivora; Felidae.
AUGAUAGAGGCCACUGACAAGAAGUGGGAAGGCAUAUACAAACCAGGAGGACAGGAAAUCUCCCUGUCAUUCCAGAGGUAUGCAGAACUAAGGACGCAGCUUAAGAAAGUGGACCCAAACUCACCAAAGCAACAAGUUCUGUCUGGCAGCUGGUUCUUGGGCAAACUGAGGAUUAUCAGCUCAUCUGGCCAGAUGGAGGCCCAUCGGGUCAGUGGAGAAUUAUUGCCUCAGACUUGCAAACAAAGCGGGUUCACCACCAUCACCACCACACCCAUUCUAGAUACUGCAGUUGUAGAAAAAAUGGACAAUGUUACAGGUGGCAUGGAGACAUCUCGCCAAACCUAUGAUGACAAGCUCACAGCAGUGGAAAGCGACCUGAAAAAAUUAGGGGACCAAACUGGGAAGAAAGCUAUAAGCACCAACUCAGAACUUUCUACCUUCAGAUCAGAUAUACUGGAUCUUCGUCAGCAGCUUCGUGAGAUUACAGAGAAAACCAGCAAGAACAAAGACACGCUGGAGAAGUUACAGGCAAGUGGGGAUGCGCUGGUGGACAGGCAGAGUCACCUGAAGGAAACUUUGGAGAAUAACUCUUUCCUCAUCACCACUGUAAACAAAACCCUCCAAGCGUAUAAUGGCUAUGUCACCAAUCUACAGCAAGACACCAGCGUGCUGCAGGGCAAUCUGCAGAGCCAAAUGUACUCUCAUAACGUGGUUAUUAUGAACCUCAACAACCUGAACCUGACCCAGGUGCAGCAGAGGAACCUCAUCACUAAUUUGCAGCGGUCUGUGGAUGACACGAGCCAGGCCAUCCAGCGAAUCAAGAACGACUUCCAAAAUCUGCAGCAGGUUUUCCUUCAAGCCAAGAAGGACACUGAUUGGCUGAAGGAGAAAGUGCAGAGUUUACAGACGCUGGCUGCCAAUAACUCUGCCUUGGCCAAAGCUAACAACGACACCCUGGAGGAUAUGAACAGCCAGCUCAGUUCAUUCACAGGUCAGAUGGACAACAUCACCACAGCCUCACAAGCCAAUGAGCAGAACCUGAAAGACCUGCAGGACGUACACAAGGAUGCGGAGAACAGAACAGCCAUCAAGUUCAGCCAGUUGGAGGAACGCUUCCAGCUCUUUGAGACAGAUAUUGUGAACAUCAUUAGCAACAUCAGUUACACUGCCCACUACCUGCGGACGCUGACCAGCAAUCUGAAUGAAGUCAGGACGACUUGCACAGAUACGCUGACCAAACACACAGACGACCUGACCUCCUUGAAUAACACACUGGCCAACAUCCGUUUGGAUUCUGUUUCUCUCAGGAUGCAACAAGACAUGAUGAGGUCAAGGUUAGAUACUGAAGUAGCCAACUUAUCAGUAAUUAUGGAAGAAAUGAAGCUGGUAGACUCCAAGCAUGGUCAGCUCAUCAAGAAUUUUACAAUACUACAAGGUCCUCCUGGCCCCAGGGGUCCAAAAGGCGACAGAGGACAGCAGGGACCCCCUGGUCCCACUGGCAACAAAGGACAAAAAGGAGAGAAGGGAGAGCCUGGUCCACCCGGCCCCGCUGGUGAGAGGGGCCCAAUUGGGCCAGUUGGCCCCCCUGGAGAGCGUGGCGGCAAAGGCUCCAAAGGCUUGCAGGGCCCCAAAGGCUCCCGUGGAUCCCCUGGGAAGCCUGGCCCUCAGGGCCCCAGCGGAGACCCAGGCCCCGCAGGCCCACCAGGCAAGGAUGGACUCCCUGGCCCUCAGGGCCCUCCUGGCUUCCAGGGAUUGCAGGGCACCGUGGGAGAGCCGGGGGUGCCUGGACCUCGGGGGCUGCCAGGCUUGCCUGGGGUGCCAGGCAUGCCAGGCCCGAAGGGCCCCCCUGGCCCCCCAGGCCCAUCAGGGGCAGCGAUGCCCCUGGCCCUACAGAAUGAGCCAACCUCUGCACCUGAGGCCAAUGGCUGCCCACCUCACUGGAAGAACUUCACAGACAAAUGCUACUAUUUUUCGGUUGAGAAAGACAUUUUCGAGGAUGCAAAACUUUUCUGUGAAGACAAGUCUUCACAUCUUGUUUUCAUAAACACAAGAGAGGAACAGCAAUGGAUAAAAAAGCAGAUAGUAGGAAGAGACAGCCACUGGAUCGGCCUCACAGACUCGGAGCACGAAAAUGAAUGGAAGUGGCUGGAUGGGACGUCUCCAGAGUACAAAAAUUGGAAAGCUGGACAGCCAGAUAACUGGGGUCAUGGCCAUGGGCCAGGAGAAGACUGUGCUGGGCUGAUUUAUGCUGGGCAGUGGAAUGACUUCCAGUGUGAAGACAUCAAUAACUUCAUUUGCGAAAAAGACAGAGAGACAGCUGCCACCAGGGGACAGUUCUACAUGACUUGGUAUCAGUGGACAUGGGUCCCACAGGACUAUACCAACAGAGAAAGAGUUGUUAAACAGCAACCACCCCCAGGGCACAGCAACAGUACCACCAUCUGCAUUAUAAUGGACUGUGAUGUAAUAACAAGAGCAGAUUUUCAGAUGGUUCUCAAGGGCAAAGGAUACUUCUUUCUGAUUGCAUCAUCUUCUCACCAGAUUGAAAAAAAAGCACUGAAAACAAAUUACUGA